UUAACGUCACGUGGCACCAUUUUUAAAAUAAAUUUGACAAGUCGCAAGCUUGUCAAAUACAUUUCUUUCAAAAUUCACAGAUCAGUGAAAUUACCUUGAUUCCUGCUAAGACUAUUAUGGUGCGCACAAAGGCAGAUAGUAGUGGCAGAAAAGUUAUUGGAGCAAAGGCACCAAGGAAACAACUUGCUAAUCCAUCCAGCACCCCUGCAUCAAAAGAUAGAUAUGGUGCUGGAAAUCCUGUAAGGUGGACACCAACACCAUCAUGGCAAAAAGGUAUUGCCAGUUUCUUCUCAAAAUGCAGCACUCCAGAAGGUGAAAACUCCAAGAUUCCAAAGGUAAAGACUCGAGAUUCCAAUAGAAUGCAGUAAGGUUAUUUCGUCAUUGGAAGUUGAAAAAACCUCACCUAUAUGAAGCAAAUCAGUAAUCUUAAACAUGUAAUAUAGCUCGUUUUGUUUUGUUUUGUACUUAACAUACUUUAAUCUCACGACUCAGUAAUAUACUCAAUUACUAACAGUGACUCUCAAAAAUUAGUGAAUUUAUAUUACUUUUUGUUUUAGUUGUUUUAAGCAAAUUAUUAUUACUUUUGUUAUUAAAGUGAAUUUAUAUAUUUUAGUUAUGUUUUGUGCAUAAAUUUUCAAUACACUUUUCAUUAGUUUUGAAACAGAAA
This is a messenger RNA of Xenia sp. Carnegie-2017, 667 nucleotides long. RefSeq names its product PCNA-associated factor-like. The record is from RefSeq and is a predicted model, not a curated record. The transcript has 3 exons. Gene Ontology annotation, biological process: regulation of cell cycle; translesion synthesis. NCBI's taxonomy places the organism in Eukaryota, Metazoa, Cnidaria, Anthozoa, Malacalcyonacea, Xeniidae. The coding region runs from base 117 to 368 and encodes 83 amino acids. Gene Ontology annotation, cellular component: nucleosome; nucleus. Gene Ontology annotation, molecular function: DNA binding; chromatin binding; structural constituent of chromatin.